Molecule: messenger RNA, 3431 nt
Organism: Chinchilla lanigera (long-tailed chinchilla)
Lineage: Eukaryota; Metazoa; Chordata; Mammalia; Rodentia; Chinchillidae
Gene: Ripk4
Product: receptor-interacting serine-threonine kinase 4
Exons: 8
Coding region: 24-2384 (786 amino acids)
Biological process (GO): protein phosphorylation
Cellular component (GO): cytoplasm
Molecular function (GO): protein kinase activity; ATP binding; protein binding
Source: RefSeq, a predicted model, not a curated record
GGCCGCGGGGCGAGGCGCGCGCGAUGGAGGGCGACGGCGGGGGCCCCUGGGCCCUGGGGCUGCUGCGCACCUUCGACGCUGGCGAGUUCGCGAGCUGGGAGAAGGUCGGCUCGGGCGGCUUCGGGCAGGUGUACAAGGUGCGCCACGUCCACUGGAAGACGUGGCUGGCCAUCAAGUGCUCGCCGAGCCUGCACGUCGACGACAGGGAGCGCCUGGAGCUCCUGGAGGAAGCCAAGAAGAUGGAGAUGGCCAAGUUCCGCUACAUCCUGCCCGUGUACGGCAUCUGCCGGGAGCCCGUGGGCCUGGUCAUGGAGUUCAUGGAGACGGGCUCGCUGGAGCGGCUGCUGGCCGCAGAGCCGCUGCCCUGGGACCUGCGCUUCCGCAUCGUGCACGAGACGGCCGUGGGCAUGAACUUCCUGCACUGCAUGUCCCCGCCGCUGCUGCACCUGGACCUGAAGCCGGCCAACAUCCUGCUGGACGCGCACUACCACGUCAAGAUUUCGGAUUUUGGGCUGGCCAAGUGCACCGGGCUGUCCCAUUCCCAUGACCUCAGCAUGGAUGGCCUGUUCGGCACCAUCGCCUACCUCCCUCCGGAGCGCAUCCGGGAGAAGAGCCGGCUCUUUGACACCAAGCAUGACGUGUACAGCUUUGCCAUUGUCAUCUGGGGUGUGCUGACGCAGAAGAAGCCCUUCGCAGACGAGAAGAACAUCCUGCACAUCAUGGUGAAGGUGGUGAAGGGGCACCGCCCCGAGCUGCCGCCCGUCUGCAGGCCCCGGCCACGCGCCUGCGCCAACCUCCUGCACCUCAUGCAGCGGUGCUGGCACGAGGACCCGAAGGAGCGGCCCAGCUUCCAAGAAAUCACCUCUGAAACCGAGGACCUGUGUGAGAAGCCGGAGGAGGAAGUCAAGGAGAUGCCCCAGGACUCGGGCAGGGAGAGCUCUCCGGAGCCCAAGAGCGAGGCCGUGCCCGAGGCUACGCGUCUCAAGCGCGCCUCCGCCCCGCCCUUCGAUAAUGACUGCAGCCUCUCGGAGCUCCUGUCACAGCUGGACUCUGGCAUCUCACAGACCCUUGAGGGCCCGGAGGAGCUCAGCCGCAGCUCCUCUGAGUGCAAGCUGCAGUCGUCCAGCAGCGGCAAGAGGCUCUCAGGCGUGUCAUCGGUGGACUCCGCCUUCUCUUCCCGAGGGUCACUGUCGCUGUCCUUCGAGCGGGAGCCGUCCGCAAGUGAUCUGGGCACCACAGACAUCCAGAAGAAGAAGCUGGUGGACGCCAUCGUGUCGGGGGACACGAGCAGGCUGAUGAAGAUCCUGCAGCCGCAGGACGUGGACCUGGUCCUGGACGGCAGCGCCAGCCUGCUGCACCUGGCCGUGGAGGCCGGGCAGGAGGAGUGCGUCAAGUGGCUGCUGCUCAACAACGCCAACCCCAACCUGACCAACCGGAAGGGCUCCACCCCGCUGCAUGUGGCCGUGGAGCGCAGGGCGCGGGCCGUGGUGGAGCUGCUGCUGGCCCGCAAGAGCAGCGUCAACGCCAAGGACGAGGACCAGUGGACGGCGCUGCACUUCGCUGCGCAGAACGGAGACGAGCCCAGCACGCGGCUGCUGUUGGAGAGAAACGCGUCGCUGCACGAGGUGGACUUCGAGGGCCGCACGCCCAUGCACGUGGCCUGCCAGCACGGCCAGGAGAACAUCGUGCGCAUCCUGCUGCGCCGCGGCGUGGACGUGGGCCUGCAGGGCAAGGACGCCUGGGUGCCGCUGCACUACGCCGCCUGGCAGGGCCAUCUGGCCAUCGUCAAGCUGCUAGCGAGGCAGCCGGGCGUGAGUGUCAACGCACAGACGCUGGACGGCCGCACGCCGCUGCACCUGGCUGCACAGCGGGGGCACUACCGCGUGGCCCGCGUCCUCAUUGACCUGUGUUCUGACGUCAACGUCCGCAGCCUGCUGGCGCAGACGCCCCUGCACGUGGCUGCGGAGACCGGGCACACCAGCACCGCCAGGCUGCUGCUGCACCGGGGCGCAGGCAAGGAGGCGGUGACCACCGAGGGCUGCACCGCCCUGCACCUGGCAGCCCGCAACGGACACCUGGCCACCGUGCGGCUGCUGGUGGAGGAGAAGGCCGACGUGCUGGCCCGAGGGCCGCUGCAGCAGACAGCGCUGCAUCUGGCUGCCACUCACGGGCACUCGGAGGUGGUGGAGGAGCUAGUCACCGCCGACCUUGUUGACCUGCCCGAUGCCCAGGGACUGAGCGCGCUGCACCUGGCCGCCCAGGGCCGGCAUGCGCGCACCGUGGAGACGCUGCUCAGGCAUGGGGCUCACAUCAACCUGCAGAGUCUCAAGUUCCAGAGUGGCCAGGGCCCUGCGGCUGCACUCCUGCGGCGCAGCAAAACCUAGCCUGCCGCCCGCGGGCUGUGCCUGCAGGGGCUUCUCGCGCAGCGUGGUGCUCAGCGCGGGGACUCCGGCUAGCCGGGCCGCUCCGCUGCCUUCCGUGGAGGCCAGUGUGCCUGGGUGCUGCUGGGGGGCACGGCACCCACCACCUCACACGUUUGCUGUUAACACAUCUGCCCCUGGCGCCCAGCGUCAGGAGGGGCGAUGCGUCAGAUCAUUUCUUUGGGCUCCCAAAGAGCUGCUGAUGGGGGUCCCUUGGUACCACAGCCGGAGCAAGGAUGUCCCCAUUUCCCAAAGCAAGCCGCUGUGGUUGUGCAGAGCACGCCACACGGAGAGGUGCGGUAGGGACCGGGUCUGUCUGUUCAGGCAGCGGGCAGCCGGCCCUGGCUCAGGAGCUGGGGGGACCCCUCCGUGCGCAGCCCGCAGGCUUAGACCUGUGGAAAGCAUUCCCAGUGUGGAGCUGGGCGGGGCCGCCGCAGGGCAAUGGCAUGGUCAUCCCUCCUGGGCGCCGUGCCCCUGGCACUGCCCUGCUCUUGUUUGUUCCUCCUCUCCCAAACAUCUUUGAACUCUCGAGUCACCUGUGUGAAAGUCAUUUUAAAUUUUUUACAUUGUACAUUCAGUUUUGGACUAAAAACAGUGUUACCUGGUUGGACAGGCAUUUUACCCAGCUUCCGGUGCCUGGGGUGUGGCUUGACAUCUCUGAUGUGUUUGGGGUGCAGCCAGGGGUGGGGGGGGCAGUUGCAUUCUGGGAUGGGAGGGUUUGGUGGCUCCGCCUCCUCGCUCUGGGCAGGAGCGCGGGAGCCCCAUGAAUGCGACAGGACGGAGCAGAGCAGAACGCGACGCCGGGCGGGAUAUUAAUAUACUGUGUAUGUUAGUGUGGAUCGAGGGCAGGACGCUGCUUUUUCGUGACAGGAAGUGCCCGAACCGCAGAACUGGCUAUGUUUUAAUAUGCCUAACAUGCUUUGAGUAUUGUAGGAUCUAGUUCCGGACUCGACACCAGAGGGGGUCUGUUUCGUGUCAAUAAAGCAAAGUACUCAACUUUCUGGAAGACUA